Molecule: messenger RNA, 5257 nt
Organism: Carassius gibelio (silver crucian carp)
Lineage: Eukaryota; Metazoa; Chordata; Actinopteri; Cypriniformes; Cyprinidae
Product: potassium voltage-gated channel subfamily V member 1-like
Exons: 2
Coding region: 2420-3925 (501 amino acids)
Biological process (GO): protein homooligomerization; potassium ion transmembrane transport
Cellular component (GO): voltage-gated potassium channel complex; membrane
Molecular function (GO): protein binding; voltage-gated potassium channel activity
Source: RefSeq, a predicted model, not a curated record
UCUCGUGACAGCGAAGCUUUGAUUUUUCCAGACGAUUACAACGCGUCUAAUUUUUUUCUUCUUCUCUUUUCUUUUUUUCUUUGGUUGUAUUAAGUGUCUGGAGUUUGUUGCUUAGCAGCCUGAAAAUGACUCCUGAUUGGUUGAUACCUCGCACUCUCUCCAGCGCGUUAAAACGCUUCUGAAAGGUGCACGAGGCGCGCUUCAGAACUGUUCCGAACUCUGAUGAACCUGCGAAACCGCGAGCCGCAUCAGUACUUCUCUCUGAGCAUUUGGGAAUAUUCUGUUUGCAUUAUGUACUUUAGUUUAUCGACAGUGGAUCAGCAUCUUCUGAAGUGGGAACAGAGUGAAGGGACAGAUGGAUCCAGCUCACCUCACACACGAGCUUUCAGUGUAGGUUUAUAGGCUGAAGGUGGGUGUCCACAGUUACUGUUGAUCCUGUAUCAUUCUUUAUGUUUUGUAUUUUUAGAUAUCCAGCUGAUAUUUAAAAGGCUGCAUGAGUUUAAAACUUAUUUACAUACAGCCCAUUUUAGUAUUAAUUGAUUUCUAUAUAUUAUUUUCUAUUUAGAAUCUUGUACAGCGCUUUAACUGUGCACUAAAUACCUUGUAAAAUAACUGACAAACAGUGCAUGACUUUGCACAGUCAUUAUCAGACUGAGAGAUGGGAAUAAUUUGAAUUAUGUAAAAUAUUAAUUUGUUGUUACUUCUCUGGAUCUGCACAAACCUCUGCUUUAUAUUCCCCACUGAAUAUGUUUAACAUUGAACUAGAGUUUGUUUGGAAAUAAAAGAUUCUCAGUAUAAUUGUAGUAGAGCUCAAAUUUUUUAGAAUGCUUUUACUUCCAUGCAUUUUAUUUUAAUAUAAGAUAAGACAGUGUUUUCCUUUCAAUUGCAUUUUCAGUCUAUUUUUAGGUUUAGGUUUUUAUGUUUUUGAGAAUGUAAAAAAGAAGAAGAAACCAUUUAACUUAAAAUCCUAAAAUGUACUUAAUUCUGCAUUGACUGGUUUUCAGUCAGAAAUAGAAUCUAAUGUGACUGGACUGACUUGAGUCUAUUGGGUUACACUAAUGAAAGUGUUUUUAAGGAUGAGAUGAGGUAUAAACAGCAGUGCUUGUGUUCACUUUUUACAGUGAUACAGUACAUUGACAGUGGCUUGCUUUAGUGAAAAUGCCUUCUCAAAGGUUGUUCUUACAUUGUGCUCAGAUCUCUUUAGUGUGAUCCCAUGGGACCUUGUUAAAAAUGCAGGUUUUAAAAUGACCACCGUGACAAUAUUAUAGAGGACCGUACCAAAGAGAAUUAAUGAUUACAAAAAUAGUACCAUUAGUUCAAUUAAUUAGACAGGCCAGCUAAAAUAUUUAAAUCUCAACGCAGCUUUGAAGAAGUAGGACACUGCCAAAGGCUUCUUCUCCCUCCCACCGUGUCUGAUGUAUGCCAGUGAUGGCGUAAAAGAGAGAGAGAGAGAGAAAAAAAAAUUCAUUAAGGGAAUUUACUCAUUCAAUACACAGAGCUAUCAAUAAGUUGGUAUUACACUUAGCUAACUGUAUACACAGACUAUCCAAACUGUCUUUUUUUAUAUCUAUUAAAAUGCUUAUUUGAGAAUCAUAAGGCAGAUGAAGUAUUGUAAUGUGUGAUAUUUACUGGAUAAAACAUAUAAUAGGGCUUGUUAACCUGUGUUAACGUCUUUUUAAACCCAGACUUAAGGUCAGUUUUAACCCUGAGUUAUGAAUCUUUCAAGGUGAAACAAUGUGUUGCUUGCACGUUAGUCUCAGUGCUUACGUCAUUAAUAUUCAUAUGCUUUAUACAUUUGCACAAACUUGCAAAGCUGAAAGUUAUUGCAUCAGCGCAAAAGCAUUAACUGGAGUGAUGAGGAGGAGCUAUUGUUUUUUGCUGCAUGUUUUAGAAGAUUUAAAGGGAAAGUCCACCAAAAAAUAUUUAAUUUCUGUCAUCAUUUGCUAACCAUUAUAUCAUUCCAAACCUGUAUGGCUUUCUUUUUGUUCUGCGGAACACAAAAGAAGAUAUUUUGAAGAAUGUUUCAACUGUUUUGUACAAAACAACAUUGAACCCCACUGACCUUAAUUGAGAUAUUUUAAAUAUAUUUUAAAUAUUGUAUUUAAUAUUUCAGAAUAUCUGAAAAAGAAAGUCAUACAGGUUUGAAAACACAUGAGGAUGAAUGAUGACAGAUUUUUAUUUAACUCAUUUUGUGCAAUAGGGUUAUCAGCAUUAAUGGUUCACAAAUACAGUCUGGAAUCUCAAAAUCGGAAUAAAUCAUUUUUUACUAUAUCAUAAAGUAUGACAACUGAAGAUUUUGUUUGCCCAGGGCUAUGAGAGACCAUUUAAAGUGUGAAAAGUUUACAUUUUUAUCCUAAAUUUAGACCAGCUGCCAAAUCCUUAUUAUUAUUGAUACUGCUCUUUUCAUUCUGUCAUACUAAUGCACUUUCCUUCACUGGGUCUCUCAGGGCUCAGCGUUACACAGAACACAAUGAUCACAGAUUCAUCAAGUCCAGCAGAGUUCUACGAGGACAAUGCUUCACUGCUGUCCUUGGACUCUAGUGUUUUCUUCAGCGAGCCUGCACUACCUAGCAACGAUCCGCUGGAUUUCUUCAUUAUAAAUGUGGGAGGCAGUCGGUAUAUCCUCUCUCAGGAACUAUUGGCCUCUCACCCGGAGACUCGUUUGGGCAAGCUGGCCCUCUCUAGACGAGACUCUGCUUUAGAUCUAUGCGACGAUGCAGAUUUCUUGGAGAACGAGUUCUUCUUUGACCGCAACUCGCAGACCUUUCAGUACAUCAUGAACUUCUACAAGACGGGUCGCUUACAUGUGCGAGAGGAGCUGUGUGUGAUCUCGUUCCUUCAGGAGAUCGAGUACUGGGGCAUCGAUGAGAUCCGCAUAGACAGCUGUUGUAGGGACAGAUACUACCGGCGGAAGGAGAUGAAGGAUUCGUUUGAUAUUCGUAAAGAUGCUGAAGUAAUAGACAACGAGGAGGAGGACUUCACCGGUGUUUUGUGCCAGGAGUUACGCCAACGUCUAUGGGAUCUUAUGGAGAAGCCGGACUCCUCUAAGGCGGCCAAGAUGUUUGGGACGCUAUCCAUGUUCUUUGUAGUGGUGUCCAUCCUGAACAUUGCUCUGAUUUCACUGGACUUCACAAUACUUGGUGCACCCAUCAUCUUGGACGCUCUCGAGUACAUUUGUAUCAUCUGGUUCACCGGUGAGCUGGUGCUCAGGUUCAUGUGUGUUAGAGAUAAGUGUAGGUUCAGCAGGAGUGUGGCGAAUAUCAUUGACCUACUGGCUAUUCUGCCCUUCUAUGUGACUCUGGCCGUGGAGAGCCUGCAUGGUGGAUCUACGGAGCUGGAGAACGUUGGACGGGUAGUUCAGGUGCUGCGCCUAAUGAGGUCUCUCAGGAUGCUAAAACUUGGCCGACACUCAACAGGUCUCAAGUCUUUGGGCAUGACUAUCGCCCAAUGCUACGAGGAAGUUGGCCUCCUGAUGCUGUUCCUUUCCGUGGGCAUCUCCAUCUUCGCCACAGUGGAAUAUGCUAUUGAACAUGACAUGCCAGAGACCACCUUCACCAAUGUACCCAGCGCUUGGUGGUGGGCCACCACGUCCAUGACCACAGUAGGGUAUGGAGACAUCCGUCCGGACACGGCACUAGGAAAAGUGAUGGCCUUCAUCUGCAUCCUAUCUGGCAUUCUAAUUCUCUCGCUACCUAUCGCCAUCAUCAACGAUCGGUUCUCCGCCUGCUACUUCACACUUAAAAUGAAGGAGGUGGCGCUGCGGCACGGGGAGGCGCUGAAGCGACUGACGCGCAGCUCGGCCUCAGAUAUGUCAGCGAUAGGGGUGAACUUGCGGGACGCCUACGGCAGAAGCAUACUGGAGAUGCUGCGGUUGCAGGGGCGAGAGCGAGCCAGCACACGCAGCAGUGCAGGAGAUCUUUGGUGAUAACAGUAGGCCUGCAAGCGGCCUGAGAGAGAGACAGAUCAAGUGAGUGAGAGUGGUCUUUUAAGGAUCUCAAAACCUUUAAAGGCAUCAAAGGCUCAAAAUUUGCUUAAUCUUUAGAGUUUAUUGCAUUCGAAAAACAAAAUCAUCCUGCAAAAAACAACUGAACGUUCUAGUGUUUCCGAUGUAGAAACAUUGCAAUCCUGUAACAAUCAAAUGCAGCUUUGCAAAGUGGCUAAAAUGGUACAGUGGUAACACUGUAUUAGAAAUGAGCCCAAACCUGCAGCAUUGCAGAUAAAGUGCUACUGCUCAUUUCACAUGCAAAUGGGUAAUUUCUUAAUGUUGCGAUCUAAUGGAAGAAGCAACAGAUCUUUUCUUCCAUACUGGGAUGUAAAUCCAAGUGAAGCUGAUUGGAUGGAGGAAAUUGUGCAUGUAAUUGUAAGAAAGAAGAGGGGUUUCAAAUUUUCAAGUUUUCAAUUUACAAUUCUGUCAUAAUUUACUCACACUCAUGUCUUUCCAAACCUGUAUAAUUUUCUUGCCUCUUUGGAACAUGAAAGAAGAUAUUUUAAAGAAUGUUGAAGAGUAAACAGUUUUGGUUCCCACUGACUUUCAUUUUAUGGGCAAAUAAUACAAUGGAAGUCAGUGGGAACCAAAACUGUUUGGUUACCAGCAGUCUUCAAAAUAUCUUUAAAACAACAUGAGGGUGAAUAAAUGAGGUAAAAAAGAAAUUAAAUAAAAAUGAAACUUACAUGGUUGAAUCAUUCACAAUAAGAUCAAUAGCAUGCAUUAUUAUUAACAUUCCAUAUCAUGCCAACAGACCAUUUAACAGAGUAGAAAAUGGUCUUAAAACUAAAUUAGAAUUGAUAUUAUAAUUUUUUCUUAUAAGAAAAAUAAAACUUGAUAAUGAACCUCAGGGGAAAAAAUAAGACCCAUUUUAGGGUGAAGAGAAUGAUUUCUACUCCACUAGUGGCACAAAACAGAAUUGCAAAAAGAAAUGCUUUUUUUAAACAGGUUUCCCUUACACUGCCCUUGGUUGGACAACAGUUAGCCACACCCCAAAUUCUCACCAUUGGUUGCAUCAGUGUUUCCAUCCUGCUUAAAACAACCAUAAAAAUUCUGAAAAUGGCACAGUGUUUACAUGUUUCGACUGAAUCAGCCAACGACUUACUUUAAGCUGGAGAAAGUAUUUUAAUGUGACACUAUAAUCAUCAAAAUGAUUUUUCAAAAAUUGCUACAUGCCAGUUCUAUUCAUCCUUGUGCAACUCAUUGAUUGUUUGUAAUAUAAGUAGUUCCUACUGUUCCUUUUGAAGAUCUGUAAUAAAAUCUGUGUCUGGA